UCUCUUGCGCACGCAUACACAAAACAAUACUAUUAAUGAGGAGGGAGGGAGGAGAAGCCCUCCGUUUCGGACAUCCGCCCGAUAUCUCGAACGAUACCCAAAAGCCAACCCCCCUCUCGCUCACCGUCGUAUCGAUCGAUAUCGUUCUCUCUUUGUCUCGAUCUCCGCUUCUUCGAUCCCUUCGUGCUCGCGCGAUAGGGAAUUCGAGCGAUAGGGAUCUUGGGAAUGGAAAGUAAAGCCAGAUCUGGAUCCCCGCCCCCGCAUCUGAUCUGCUCCUGAUCCGGGAACUUCUAAGUUCCCGCUCCCAAAUCAUGGCGGGCGCCGUCUCGGCGCUGUUCCUCCUCGACAUCAAGGGCCGCGUCCUCAUCUGGAGGGACUACCGCGGCGACGUCUCCGCUGUCCAGGCCGAACGCUUCUUCACCAAGCUCAUCGAGAAGGAGGCCGAUCCCGAGUCUCACUCGCCUGUGGUGUUCGAUGAUGGAAUCAGUUAUAUGUUCAUCCAACACAACAAUGUCUUCCUUAUGACGGCUGCGAGGCAGAACUGCAAUUCUGCUAGCAUCCUUCUCUUCCUGCAUCGUGUUGUUGAUGUCUUUAAACAUUAUUUUGAAGAGCUCGAGGAGGAAUCAUUAAGAGAUAAUUUUGUUGUUGUGUAUGAGUUACUCGACGAAAUGAUGGACUUUGGGUACCCUCAAUACACAGAAGCUAAGAUUCUUAGUGAGUUUAUUAAGACAGAUGCGUACAGGAUGGAAGUCACACAGAGGCCUCCAAUGGCUGUCACAAAUGCAGUGUCAUGGCGUAGUGAAGGGAUACGGUACAAGAAAAAUGAAGUAUUCUUGGAUGUGGUUGAAAGCGUAAAUAUUCUUGUCAACAGCAAUGGACAGAUUAUCCGUUCAGAUGUUGUUGGGGCAUUGAAAAUGAGAACAUACUUGAGUGGAAUGCCUGAAUGUAAACUUGGGCUGAAUGACCGGGUACUUUUGGAAGCUCAAGGCCGAACAACUAAGGGGAAAGCUAUAGAUUUAGAUGAUAUCAAGUUUCAUCAGUGUGUGCGUUUGGCACGGUUUGAGAAUGACAGGACAAUAUCCUUCAUACCACCGGAUGGAUCUUUUGACCUAAUGACGUACAGACUCAGCACUCAGGUAAAGCCUCCAAUCUGGGUGGAGGCUCAAAUUGAGAGGCACUCGAGAAGUCGCAUAGAGAUCAUGGUGAAAGCAAGAAGUCAGUUUAAAGAAAGGAGCACUGCAACAAAUGUAGAAAUUGAGAUCCCGGUACCUUCAGAUGCCACCAAUCCUAACAUUCGGACAUCCAUGGGUUCUGCUACAUAUGCACCUGAAAAUGAUGCACUGGUCUGGAAAAUAAAAUCUUUUCCUGGUGGCAAGGAAUACAUGUGUAGGGCAGAAUUUAGUUUUCCCAGUAUAACCGCAGAAGAAGCAACUCCAGAGAAGAAGGCUCCUAUACGUGUGAAGUUUGAGAUCCCAUAUUUCACUGUGUCUGGAAUACAGGUUCGGUAUCUCAAAAUAAUUGAGAAGAGCGGAUACCAGGCCCUUCCAUGGGUGCGAUACAUCACAAUGGCUGGUGAAUAUGAACUGAGACUCAUCUAGCUCACUCUAGUCUUCUGUUUGGCAUUUGGAAACUGCAUGUGCAAUACUUCAGGAUAUUUGAGAUGCUGUGCAUUCUGGAUUUACAUGGAGCACACGUGGGCCUUAUCGUUUACAUCUUCGGUGUGCAUGGUAGAGAUCAUCCAAACAACGUUGUUUUUAGUACCUCCUGCUUCUAGUAUGUUGUGUGAGAAUGACGUGCUUAUCCAAAAAGUUCACUGUAUUUUUCCAGAGAUUGUGUAUUGGGCUUGUUAUACGCUAUAGUUCUCCAUAUCUUUUUAUGAAGUGCCGACAACAAAAUAUAUUUUUGGAAAUGGAUAUUUUCUUGGUU
Molecule: messenger RNA, 1926 nt
Organism: Musa acuminata subsp. malaccensis (wild Malaysian banana)
Lineage: Eukaryota; Viridiplantae; Streptophyta; Magnoliopsida; Zingiberales; Musaceae
Product: AP-1 complex subunit mu-2
Biological process (GO): intracellular protein transport; vesicle-mediated transport
Cellular component (GO): cytoplasmic vesicle; clathrin adaptor complex
Source: RefSeq, a predicted model, not a curated record